Molecule: messenger RNA, 4397 nt
Organism: Bacillus rossius redtenbacheri
Lineage: Eukaryota; Metazoa; Arthropoda; Insecta; Phasmatodea; Bacillidae
Product: protein germ cell-less
Exons: 10
Coding region: 207-1763 (518 amino acids)
Biological process (GO): germ cell development
Molecular function (GO): protein binding
Source: RefSeq, a predicted model, not a curated record
AUUGGAAAGAACUUCUGUGUAUCUUCGGUUUCCCAUAGUGGACUUGUUUAUAUUUAUACUUUUUAUUCUAUGUAUUUAUGUUUGGAGGGUGUUGGUAAGGAAUUAGAAUGAAUGUUUAUUCUUCGAUAAAAAUGCGAUUGCCUGACUAUAUUAGUAGUUUUAUAUAAUAAAGUGUGUUAUUUUAUGUACGCUACAUUAUUUCCGUCAUGGGCAAUCCUUUUAGUAAAUUUGUUCAUUUAUACCAUCCAAUUGUAAAUAACAUUCAUUCGGGUAUUAAAACGUUCAAUUUGGCUAUCGGUAGAAAAAGAAAACGCCGAGAAGAUAGUGAUAGUGAUUUGUCCGACAGCGAAGUGAUAGAAAUACCCUCAACAAAAAAAUUCAAGCUGGAUGGUACUCUUAAUUACGUGUACAAAACACUAUACCUUGAAGGAAAGGAUAGUGACAUAUUAGUUAUUGCUUUGGAUAAGCUUUGGAAGCUGCAUAAGGUUUACCUAUGUCAGAGCCCGUACUUCGAGAGCAUGUUUAGUGGGUCAUGGAGGGAGUCUAACGACAGGGUCGUGCGGAUAGAGAUAUGUGAUCCAAAUAUAACUCAGAACUCGCUCCACGUGGUGUUCGGCUGCCUGUAUCUGCACGAGAUGACCUUCGAGGCCGUGUCACCCAUUGAGGUGUUGGCGACGGCCUCUCACUUCCAGUUGGAGUACCUGAUCGAUCAGUGUGCCAGUUACAUGAUUGAAACAAUAUCCAUCAAGACGGUCGUGGAUUACUACGAGGCGUCGCUGAAGUACGGCGUGGCGGUCGUGAGAGACAAGUGCUUCAACUGGAUGCUGAACAACCUGACUCGUUUCUGCAGCAAGAGCACCCAUGCUGUCCCCGCCCUGCACGCACUGCGAUCAAUAAGUGUAGACCUGAUGGAGCAGCUGGUCGACAAUUCGAAGUUUUUGUUCACCGGGACGGAAUCCAUGAUCGUCCAAUUGCUGGUGACGUGGGUGGCCGUGCAGCUGAAUCCGGACUGGACCGGGAGUCUGCAAACAGUAGACCAGAAGAUGAUUCCUCGAGACGAAAGUGGAGAAGCGUUCCUGCUGACGGACACGGGACAGCAGUACGCCCCGGCUUUCAAGGCACUGAGGCUGAAACACCUGACAAGGUUAAGUUUUUUCUACAAGAAUCUCCUGAGUGACAACAUCAUUCCCACUUCCUGGCUGGAGCCUCACAUCAUCGAGAACUGGAGUAAACUGCUUAGUGUUUACGGUGGCUACGAGACAGGGCCUUCCCCAAACUCUGUACCUGAGGAAGUAUUUGAGAGAGAAAGCAUGCGUUUCGGCCGUUCCCUUCCAGAUGCCACUAACCAGUACGUUUGGAAGUGGUUUCCUUUUAGCUUCGGUAUAGGUGUGUACUGGGACUGGUUGCUGGGCAAACUGACUGUCAGCCGGAUGUCUCACAACGCAACCCAAAGCAACAGAAUUGUGAACAUGGUGGAAAAAUGGAAGUUGAUGUUAAGGGUUUCGGUGUACUGCUCGAAUCCCAAGGGAGAGCUGGUGUUUGUUUCGACAUCUGGUAUACAGUCAGUGGUGCUCAACAUUGAUGCUAGUGAAGUGGAUCUAGGGCUAGGCGUGGACAAAAGAGUGUUCAAGACAAAAAAUAUUCCCAUAUAUGAGGUAAGCGAAAUCGAGGAAGCAAUUGAUGACAGUAUCCUGAAAAUAUGCAAGGAGGAGGAGGACUACGUCAGCAAGGGAUCCGGGUGGACCUUGUCUGUCGUGAAGUGACUCCAGCUCCGCUUCAACAAGCUUGUCCCUCUUCGAGUCUCCUCCUACAUCGCCCUGCCUGCCGCCAUCAAGAACCGUGAAGCGUGCAUAAACCCCAAGAACCUGGAAGACAACAUGUGCUUCAAGUGGGCUAUACUGGCGCGGUACGUGGAGGGUAGAGAUCCUCAACGUGUGGACCAUCGCUACCACGACCUGGAGGGAAAGUUUAAUUUUUCAGGACUUGAGUUCCCCACCCCCCUCCAUCAAAUCAAAGUAUUUGAACGGAAUAACAUAGAAGUGUCCGUCAACGUCUAGCAAUCAACGAGGACAACAAGAUCGCGCCAGUGCGUGUGGGGAAGGAGGAAAAACGUCAUCAUUUCGACCUCCUCAUGCAGUCAACCGAGAUUUCCAGAUUAAUGGAAAUAUUUUUAAUUCCGCCACCCCACCCCCCACAAUUUUUUAAAAUUAGAAUCGUUCGGAGAAUAACUUAGGUUAUUAUCCAUCCAUAAAAUUAAUAACUUAUUCUGAAGUCCAACAAAUACACAUAACCUAACAACCCCAUGUUUACUUGUAGAUUGUCAAAUAUUUAUUUUCAACUAAAAUUGUUCACAUUGUUUCUAGGCUUAAUAUUUUCACAGUGUGGCACCCAACAUCUUCUUCCAAAAGUUUUCUUCUUAACUUUUUCCAUCUCAAAUUUUUAAAUAACUCAAAGUAAUACCAAAUUGCAUUCGUUUCAAAUUCAAAUGAUAACAGUUUUAAAUUUUUAAACAAACACUGACACCAACACCUACAUUCAAAAUAUGAAAGUAAUAAUGUAUUUAUCAUGAAUUAUUUCAAACAAGUAAACUAAAGUAAAUUUUGAAAAUAAAAUCAGAUUCCUUCAUCAAAGUCAAAUUAUUCAACAUAAAAUUAUAAAAUUAGUUAGUUUAAAAUAGCUUUCUCACGUUAGCACAUUUUUUUUCCACAGUCUUCAAUAAGCCAUCGUAGGCCCUAUCUAGUGACUAUCCCCUGCGCGUCACAGUAAAUAAUAAUUUUGAGCAGUUUCGUUGCCUGUAAUAAACAAAACACAUAUUGUAUUCAAGCGGUACACUAAAAGAAAAUCGAAAUUUGGUCAAUCGAUUACGCUUUGAGAGCCAUCUGCCUAGAAACGUACAAGCUACCUAAUGUAGCGACGGGAGAGCUAUCUCUCGCUACUUCUCAAACUACUGCUGGCCGACCUGUUGUAUUUAACUUAAACAGAAAUAAAACUGCGUAUUAGUUGGCUUUGGUGAUAAUUUAUUUUUGGGGAUAAGUUAGCUAAACAGACAUAUGUUUUAAGAAAACUGCCAAAGCAUUUUGUAUUUUGUACACACGUUAUCUUAGAUGUAUAUUUACGGUUUUUAAUACCGCGCCCGGUCUUUGUGUACGGACUGCGAGACAUCACCAUUUUAUGUCGCACGAUAAACAUGACAAAAAGGAAACAUAAUUCGGGGAAACUUAUACCGUGUUGCGAAGUUAAUUAUGAAACCUAAUUUUAAAUAAUUAUUACAUACCUAUUCGUGCAAUAAUUAUGGUAAAGUUUAUUACAAAUCCUCGAAAUAAUUAAGUAAAACAAUUCAACAAUAACAAUAUCUGGGCAAAAACAUACAGUAUCAGCAAUUUUUUUCUUGUUUUGGUGGAUCCUGAAUACGAUCCGAUACAACGAAAUAUCAGCAAUAUCGGUACCUGCCGAUACGGAUCGGCACAGCUCUAGUACCUUUUAUACAGACUGAACCAUAGGUAGGGACAAGACUACAUGGUGAACUUGUGGAUUGUGCACACAUUUGAUAGUAAUAGACUUUAAAACUGUGGCACCCUAAGUCCAGUAUUACCAAGAUUAUAUAUGCAGCUAGAGUUUGGUUGAGAAAAAUGUUUUAGAUUUAUAAGUUUGAAUAUGUUAUUUGUUAUUUUGAAUUGAUGAAAUUAUGUAACAUGAAUUUGUACCAGGAUGUAUGACCAAAAUGGAUUGGGGAAAAAAAAAAAUAUAUUGUUUGAUCUAGCAUCUUACAUUAGUAACAUGUUAUUAUAACACAUAAAUAUAUUAAUAAUGGCACAUAUUUCAAACACACAAGAAUAUGCUGAUUAAUUUUUAUAUUUCUGAAUAGUUAUGUUCUAGACAUGCUUAUUACUAAUGAUUUUACUGUGUACGUGCAUCAGAUGUCAAUCAAAAUGAGACUAUAUUGGUGAAAUAAGUAUUAAGAAAUAUUUUAGUUUCAUAUUGGUUGAAUAAUACACUUUUUUAGUGAAUAAAGAAUAUAUAUAGGCCUAAUAAAUAUAUUUUUUUUAAAAAAUGAAACUGUCUUAUCAAUUAAACAAUAAAAUCUUGACUCUAACCAUAGGGACCUUCAAAAAGGUUUCUCUUCACUAAUCACCAGGUUGGGUUUUAAAAUUUUUUUUUGCUAUUAUUUCAAAUUUUAGCUAUUUAACUAGGUUUUUUUUUUGCAUGACAAGACAUAAUGAUAUCUUUCUGAGAUUUCAUAUAUCUUUACUCUCUGAUUUCAACUAACAGGCUCCAGUCAACAUAUUUACAAAUGCUACAUCCAUUGUCAUGUUGAGUUUAAAAAUUUAAUAUGGAAGCUUGUAUAUAAGCGAUGGUAAAAUAUUUCAGGGUCCAAGAUGGUGAAGCGUAUUUUUUUA